This is a messenger RNA of Clunio marinus, 2044 nucleotides long. The record is from the annotation of a GenBank genome assembly. Lineage: Eukaryota; Metazoa; Arthropoda; Insecta; Diptera; Chironomidae.
UAGAUAUAAAUUUUCUUGAAAAUUCGUCUAAGUUUGCCAAAUAGGUAUUUAAUUUCAAAAUAAGUUUUCUGAUCGUUUUUAAAAUGAGUCUAAUGAAGCAAUCAAUUGAAGAAAAGAUGUCGCAAAGUAUAUUCUAUAACUUCAAUAUCAUGAAGCGUUCUGUUAAAACAACUUGUGAAUUCGAAGAAGUUCUUUCACCCACAAUGUUCAUCAAAUCAAAUACAAAAGCUUUUAUUCACGUAACUCACUUUUUGUUUAAUAUUAUCGAUCAAAAAGAGUUUAAAGCCAAGUUUCUCUGGCCCAUUUUGGAUAAGAAAAGAGAAAACAUCUACCGAACCUCAUCAGUUGAAUUUGUAAACAGAAUUAUCGAAAAGUACAAUCUUCGUAGAGAUAAAAUUACACUCGCUUUUGUUGUUCAUCCUACAGGAAAGAAAUUUAUGUCAUUGAUUCUUGACUUGAUUAUCCUUGCAUCGAAUGAACUCAUGAAGCGUCGAAAUUUUUCUCAUGAAAAAUCAUUCGAUAUCAAUAAAGCAAUAGAAACAGUUAGUGAAAUAAAAUACAAUGAAACUGAGCUUAUAGCGGAAAUAGCAAAGUACAUCCAAGAGACUCAAGAAAAUAUUCUGGCCAUUCAACAGUUUUUGGAAAAAAUUUAUCCAAAAGAAGAAUUUACUACACCAUUCCCAGAACUUAUUGCAUCAUGGAAUGAACACAACAUCAGAUUGUUAUACGAAAUCAAGAAACGAAAUGGAGAAAUUAAAGAAAUCUAUAAGAAAGCUGGAGAUGUUCAUGAGAGAGCUACAAAUUUACUGACAUUCAAAAAUAACGAAAUUUUUUCUCCAAAAAGUGAAGAAAUCAGAGAUGUUGUUGAUUUUUAUGAAAAUAAUAUUUUAGGAGCUUUGAAUGAGUCAAAAACUGAUCAGAACCUUUUCCAAGGUGAACUUACAUAUUCAUGGCUUAUUCACCAUUUGAAUCAUGUGAUUGAUGCGAUUUUACAAUUUGUCACAAAUUAUUCACCUGAAGAUGUCGAGGCAGUGAAAGAAUAUUCAUUAGCUAUUGAACAGUUUGUCUUCAAACUUGAUAAAAUCAAAGCAGAUCAUAACAAAUGGCAGUCGAAGAUUAAAAAAACAAUUCCAGAAAUUAUUCAAAAAUUAAAAAUAUUGAAGGAUGAAGAGAAAAAACAAGAAGAAACAAGUAUUUCACUUGGAGAGUUGGAAGAAUGUGAGUCCGAUGGUCUCGAAUCAGAAGAUUUAAAACUUAUGUUAUCACCUAAAUACUACUUUGACGUAAGUGAAAAGUGUGUAAGGACAGGUGCAGCAGAGAAAACUCGACUUGCUCUCUUGAAUAAUAGUAAUGAUAGUGAAGAUGGAAGAAACAAGGAAAAUUUUAACGAGAAAUCAAAGUUUUAUAGAUCUAAAAGAGCACCAUUUACUAACCAAACAUCUUACAUGAAUCAAUCGCAAUCAACUACUACAAUGGGUCCUCCGAAUAGUCUUCGCAAACGUUUUGAUUCAAUGGAGAUUUUAAAUCGUGCAAAGAGUGUAAACAAAAAUAAUGUUUCCAAUUUAAGUUCCAAGUACACUGGCACUAUUAGAAAACAAAUUUCUUCAACUCCUAGAUUAUCAUCCACAAUGUUUCCAGGUGAUUCUCAUUUUUCAGAAUUUAAUUUUUCAGGAAUAAGUGAAGUUACUUAUUCACCCGAUGAUGUUGUUAACGGAUGUGAAGGUAGAAAGCAAAUUAUUGAAACAGAAUUUGAAAUUGAAAGAAUUAUCAAGGAUAACAUUUUAUGUUUUGAUGCUGAAGUAAAGGAUAAAGAUCAAUCUGUGUCGAAUAUAAUUUCCUUGGAAAGAGCUGAGAAAACAAUGGUUUUAAAAUCUAAAAUAACUGAUGAAGAUAAUGAAAUACAUCAACAUGAAUAUGAACCAACUGAGGAAUUCCAAAAGACUGUCGAAAAUUCCAGUUUCCCAUCAUUAAAACAUCAAACUGAUGAAGAUCUGUUCAAUAUAAGUGAUACUAUUUUGAAAACGAUUGAGGAAUAGAUAGAAAA